Tachysurus vachellii is the source of this 539-nucleotide messenger RNA. RefSeq names its product mitochondrial contact site and cristae organizing system subunit 10 (gene micos10). NCBI's taxonomy places the organism in Eukaryota, Metazoa, Chordata, Actinopteri, Siluriformes, Bagridae. The record is from RefSeq and is a predicted model, not a curated record. The transcript is spliced from 4 exons. Bases 94 to 324 code for a protein of 76 amino acids. Gene Ontology annotation, cellular component: mitochondrial inner membrane; mitochondrion; MICOS complex.
AUAUGUGACCUCACACUUCGGGAGAAAACAUGACAGCUUAGCCUUCUGAUUUAAGUCACUUCGACUCCAUUUGAUACUAUUAGCACAUUCAACAUGUCUGAGAAAGAACUGGGGCAGAAAUGGGACCGCUGCCUUGCAGACUGCGCUGUUAAAGUUGGUGCUGGUCUUGGUUUAGGUAUCGUCUUUUCUGUGGUCUUCUUCAAACGUAGGACGAUGCCAAUCGCAUUUGGCACAGGAGCAGGACUGGGCAUGGCUUAUUCCAACUGCCAGAAUGACCUGAGGACCCCAUAUCUCCUGCACAGGAAUGCUACAAAGGAGCAGUAGCAUCGGUCCAGUGCAGUAUUUCACUUGUUUUUGUUGCUUAUCUGAGAGUCGACUGACUGAUAUCUUUCUGCAGAUUUCUCUUCAUCGUCCAGCAUCCCUGUGCCGGACAGUCCGUCUCCAUCACGUUGUUUAUAAUGAUAUUGUUGGAUAAUGUAGAUUUGAGAAUGAUGUACCCUGGCACUUGUGCACUUAUAAAACACUAUUUUAUGACAUGA